This is a messenger RNA of Salvia miltiorrhiza (redroot sage), 1739 nucleotides long. Its product is annotated as cytochrome P450 71A8-like. The record is from RefSeq and is a predicted model, not a curated record. Lineage: Eukaryota; Viridiplantae; Streptophyta; Magnoliopsida; Lamiales; Lamiaceae. Bases 87 to 1598 code for a protein of 503 amino acids. The transcript has 2 exons. Gene Ontology annotation, molecular function: heme binding; iron ion binding; monooxygenase activity.
GAACAUAAACAAUAGAAAACAGAGGACAUAUAAUCAUAAACCCUUUCUCCCAAAACAUGCUCAUCAACUUCUCAUGAACCUACAAAAUGGAUGAAACUCAAAUCCAAAUCCAACCCUUCGUAUUUCCAUCUCUCAUCUCUCUAUUCUUGUUAUGGAUACUCAAGAAACUGUUUCCAGAAUCAAACGGAAACAAGAAUCCACCGCCAUCACCACCAAAGCUGCCUGUAAUCGGAAAUCUCCACCAAGUCGGCUACUUACCUCAUCAAAAUCUGGGAUUGUUGGCCCGAAAACACGGCCCGAUGAUGCUGCUCCACUUCGGCAGCGUCCCCGUUCUGGUGGCCUCGUCGGCCGAUGCAGCGCGCGAGAUAACGAGAACUCACGACCUCAUCUUCGCCAGCCGCCCCCUCACCAAGGUAACCAGGAAGCUCUCCUACGACGGAAGAGAUGUAGUUUUCGCACCUUACGGCGAAUAUUGGCGGCGGGCGAAGAGCACGGUUGUGCUCCAGCUGCUGAACAGCAGAAGGGUUCAAUCUUUUCGAUCGAUCAGGGAGGAAGAAACGGCCCUUCUGGUGAAGAAUAUUCUAGAAUGUUCGGGCCCGGUGAAUUUGAGUAAGAUGUUCUGUGAGUUCACUAAUGAUGGUAUUUGUAGAGCAGCUUUUGGCAGGAAAUUUAGUGAGUCGGAAAAUGGGAAGAAAUUCCUUGCUGUAGUGGGAGAGUUGGGGGAAGUGAUCGGAGCCGUUCGUGUCGGAGAAUUCGUCCCUUGGCUUAGUUGGAUCGAUCGUGUUAGUGGUUUUGAUAAGAAAGUUGAUAGGGUUGCUCAAGAAAUCGAUGAAUUUCUCGAUGGCAUCAUGCGCGAGCGUUUGGGAAAUAAAGAGGGAUUUUUGAAGGGGAAAGAUGGAGAUAAUUUACUUGAUAUUUUGCUUGGGAUUUACAGUGAUGGCAGAGAUGAAGUCUCCAUUGAUGACAGAGAUAGUAUCAAAGGAUUGCUUUUGGAUGUAUUUGCAGCUGGGACAGAUACGACGUCAAUACUUCUGGAAUGGGCAAUGACUGAACUCUUCCGACACCCUACAAUUAUGCAAAAUUUGCAAAAAGAAGUAAGAGAGAUAGUUGAAGACAACUCAAAUAUAAGAGAAUAUGAGUUAGAAAGAAUGCAUUAUCUGAAAGCUGUGAUGAAAGAAACACUCCGUUAUCACCCACCGGUCCCAUUGCUAGUACCAAGAGUGGCAAGCAAAGAUGUGAAGAUCAAAGGGUACGACGUCGUAGCUGGAACCGUGGUGAUGAUCAACGCGUGGGCUAUAGGGAGGGACCUCGUCUCAUGGGACGAACCGGAAAAGUUUAAGCCCGAGAGAUUCUUGAAUUCUUCAAUAGAUUAUAAGGGCUUGAAUUUCGAGUUUCUCCCGUUUGGGGCAGGUAGAAGGGUCUGCCCUGGAGCUGCAUUUGCUGUUGCUACGAGUGAGUUGGUGUUAGCAACUCUUGUGCAAAAAUUCAACUGGAAAUUGCCUGAGCCUCAAGGGGGAAAUUUGGAUAUGCGUGAGAGGCCGGGAAUUACAGUCCGUAAAGAUACUCCUCUCAUUGCAGUUGCUUCAUUGAGUAAAUAAAUAAGUAGACUUAUCACUUAUGAGACACUGAGUUUUGAUAUGUCUGAUUGCACUAUGUUUGUAAUGUGUUGUUUAUGUAUGAGAAGCAUAGGUAUGUAAUUAGUUACCACUUAAUUAAUACUUUUUAGUUUCACAAAAGUA